AUGUCAAAUUGUCCCGCAGAUAAUAAAAAUGAAACUGAUCCUACUAGUUUUUGGGAUAACGGUCCUCAUUUUGAUGCUCAUAGAAUCGGAUGGACCGUAUCAGGUUUAUGUGCAUUAUUUGCCACUCUUAUAUCAUUUUAUUUAAUAAUUAAACAUUGUCAGAAUUAUCAUAAGGUCAUUUUCUUUUCAUUCUGGCAAGAUGUAUUACUUUCUAUAUUAGCAGAAGUUGGAGUGAUCAAAGAAACCAAAUAUUGGACAAGUGCGAAUAUAUCACGAGGUUUAAAUGCAUUAUUGAUUUGUUUGGAAAUGGUAAUAUUUGCUUUUUUACAUAUAUACGCAUUUGAUUAUCGUAAAUAUCGGGAUAUAGAGGGUAUCAAAAGAAAACAUAAACGAUCACCAAUAAGUAAAGGAAUUCUGGAUGCAUUUAAUCCUAAAGAUAUAUAUAAUGAAAUUAAAUUUGUUUGUAAAUAUAUUUGGUAUUUAAUAAGUGGAAAAAAAUUACCUGAUUCUACUAAUAUCGGAGGAGGUGUGAGAAGAAAGAAUGUUAAUUAG
Molecule: messenger RNA, 552 nt
Organism: Diversispora eburnea
Lineage: Eukaryota; Fungi; Glomeromycota; Glomeromycetes; Diversisporales; Diversisporaceae
Source: the annotation of a GenBank genome assembly